CUGUCAUCCUAAACAAUGAACAGAUGUCUCAUGGAAAUUCUGGUUCUCACAAAACCAUGAAGUGCUGUGGAGAGCAUUAGGGAAUCCUCAGCAAUUCUCAAGGGAAAAUCCAGUGGCUGUCCAGCCAAGGAUGAACUCCCUCUGCCCCACUGACAGGCCAUGAGGGGCUAUCGUGGGCACGGGGCAUGUGUGUGUCAGGGGGGGUGCUCAGGGACAUGCUGAGCUUGGGGUGUGCUAUGUGUAGGCUUUCCUUGACCCCAAGGCAGAUGCAGGAGGCGCUGACCCCCGGGCACCUGAAGAAGGCCAAGCUGAUGUUUUUCUUCACCCGCUACCCCAGCUCCACUCUGCUGAAGACCUACUUCCUCGAUGUGCAGUUCAGCCGCUGCAUCACCUCCCAGCUCAUCAAGUGGUUCAGCAACUUCCGUGAGUUUUACUACAUCCAGGUGGAGAAGUUUGCCCGGCAGGCCCUGCUGGAGGGUGUUGUGGAUGCUUGCACUCUCCAGGUCUCCCGGGACUCAGAGCUCUUCCGUGCCCUCAACAUGCACUAUAACAAGGGGAAUGACUUUGAGGUGCCAGGGCGCUUCCUGGAGGUGGCCAGCCUGACACUGCAGGAGUUCUUCAGUGCCGUCAGGGCAGGCAAGGAUGCCGACCCCUCCUGGAAGAAACCUAUUUACAAAAUCAUUUCCAAACUGGACAGUGACAUCCCAGAAGGGUUCAAAGCUGCCGGCUGCUCCCAGGAACUGCUCCACAGCUGAGUCUCUGUGAAAGCAGCCCUGGGUCACGUGUGGAGCCAUCAUGUGCUAUGUCCUCAUGGGCACUCCGUACUGCAUGAGUUUUUUGGGGUAUUCUCUCUCUGAGGGCCAUGGGCUCCCUGUAAGACAGCUCCUUUGGUGAGGCUUAUCACUUGCCUCAUGUGCUGGGAUUUUAUGCUGUGUAUUUUAUUUUGCUGCUCAGAACUGGUGAGGACUACCAGAAGGGAGGGACAGAGAUGAGGCCAUCAGGCUGGAGCCUGAGAAGUUGCCCUGCCCCAGCUCUCCCCAUGACCCUGGCUGAGCCGCCUUCAUUCUCUCUUCCAGAGGGUCACAAACAAGGGCAAACAGCCUUGCUGUUUAUAAAACAGGAAGAGGUCCUAGUAGUGGGCAAAGUUUCCUUGGCACAGCAGACUAGCGGAUGUAGUGAGUCCAAAAGCAUGACUCAGUUUCUGUCCAGAUACAGCACACCAGUGUCCAAAGAAAACAGCUGGUGAAUUCCAGCAUUUCAAGCACUCCAUGGGGAUAGUUGUUCCUGUCUGGAAUAUGUAAAGACUAUGUUUGUUGUAGCCAGCAAGAAUAACACACUCCUCCACCUCCCCUGUGCUGUUAGACAAGACCCCCCACCAUGCAGCUGUGUGCUGUGGCCAAGCAGGGGUGUGCUCCCCAGCACUGUUCUUUGGGAUGCUGGGGGAGAGCAGGGUGCACAGCCAGCACAGCUUGGCACUCCAAAGAGCCUCCACCAGCCCAUCACCUGGGAGGACAGCUCCACGUUAAACACCCACACGUUCCCUCACACCGUGUUGCUGCUGGCAAAAUUGCCCCAAGCAUCUCUGUUCUGCACGCUGCCCUUGGUGGAAGAAGAGAAUUUUAUUUGGCAUCCAAAUUUGGGAUUUGUGGCUUUAACACAAACUGGGGAAGAGCUGGGCCUUGACAUCUACAACCCCAUAGCUGUAAGGGUUGUAAACUCCAGGAGAUAUCUUUACCCUGUGGCCAAGAUUUAGUGAUUGCUUUUCUACCUGAUGGAGCACGGUGAAACGUUUUGUGUUAAGGGCUCUCUAAUCCUGACAGAGGUGGCAGUGGAGAGGAAAAGGCUGUGAGGAGGAGGGAGUCCUGACAGAGGCACGGCAUGAGGGCACUGGGAGGGCAGUGCUGAGCAACAAAAUACCCACACAAAACCCUCAGGGAGAAGAUGACUGGGAAAAGGCCAAGGUAAUUUUGGUUGUCCUGUAAGGUGUCAGCUGAUACUAGAGUGCAGCAGGUGACUCUUGAGAGGAGAAUCACAGCUCCAGCAUCAGAGGAGCACAUGGGGUGAUCCACAGGCAAUGCAGCCAUAGGAGUAAAGAGGUGGUAACAUCAGGACACAAUGGGGAGCUCUGAAAUAGGGGAAGUUUGACAGUGGUUCCCCCCAUCACAACUGUGGCCAGAUUUCCUGCUUCUUUUUUUAAGUUUAUUUCUCCAAGUUUGUAUAUUUUACAACUCCAACAACAAAUUUACUGUAUUCCUUUUUAAAUAAACAAAUUGUUUAAGUUACCCCUUUACAUCCUUAUGACCUAUUUGAUAAUGUCUGUUCUAAAGAGUUAUCCUAGGAGUUUCUUGCUUUUUAUUGGGAAAAAUAACACUGCAGCAAAAGGGCAGCCCUUCUGCCAGCAUCUCUAUGUGGUCAAGCAGGCCCCACUAACCAACAUCAGCUCCUUUAAACCUGCCCCUCACCCCAAUGCCUCACAGUUAGUCUGCUCUGAAGUGCAACUUGUGAGAAUCAGGAGUGGGAGGGGCUAGAGGCAGACACAUGCCAAAGCUUCAGGGUGCUGGACCCAAAUGUACAACAUUGGAUGGAUGCUGCUGGUGGUACCAUGACUGUGCCAUUUCUGCAGACAAAAAUGACCUCAGAGCUUAAGUAAUGCUUUGGACAGGCAAAACCAAAGCUGCUGGAAAGGGAUAUAAUAGUCUGGCUCAGGGAAGAGUCAGCAAAUUCAUCUGUCCAUGGCUAAAUAGUAAGGGAGCAUAUGGCACAGGUUUACUGGAGGCAUCCUGCUGACACAAAGCCUUUUUACACAGAGUUCCUGGUGGGGGUAGCAGUUUCUUGCUUCCUGUGGUAACAUGCAAGUCCAUGCAUGUCAGUAAAACAGCAGGUGGGGGAUCGAGAUAGUGCCCCAAAUCACAGUCAUGCAGUGGCUGAGGCUGUAGGAGAUGUCUGGAGGUCAUCUUGUCAAACCCCCUGGUCUAGCAGGGCCACUGAGAGAUGGCUGCCCAGGACCAUGUCAGAGGGGUUUUAAGUAUCUCCAAGUGAGGAGGGACUCCACAACCUGAUCAUUAGUAAAGACAUUUAACAGGACUGGACUAUUUGCAGCAGUAUUUUUGCACCAGUGGUUGCCAUAUAAUUACAAGUGGGAACUAGAGAGUUGUGUAUUACACUGUUUUUUGUGAAAUGUGGGCCAGUAUGGCCACAACAAACAGCAUCUGGCAUCAGUUAUCCUGUACCUGUUAUGAUGUCUCACUACUAGUAUCCAUGGUUUCAAUUUGCCCAUGUAGAUUUUCCACCUAACAAAGAAGUAAAAAAAUACAAACUAAAGAAACCCCAAAAUAGACAAAAAAAAAAAACCACCAAAAAAACCCCCAAAACAAUCAAACAAAAAACCAAACCAACAAACAAAAAAAGCCCCCCCAAAAAAACAAACCCAAAAACAUCCCCCCCCCAAAAAAGCCCCCCUCCCUCAACAAACAACAACAAAACAAAACCUUGAAAACAAAACAAAACAAGCAAAGAGAUCCCCACAGCAUGGCUAGAGAGACUCUACAAAGGACUCAAGAUCACAGGUCACUUGUGAUCUUUGGCAGCUUUUUAACACCUGUCUACCUUUAGCCAAAUGUGACAGAGACUACCAAAGUGUCAACAGAGGUAGAAUCUACCCACCUUUUUGUCACCCUAUGGUCCUCCUGCAAGCAGAGAUCCUGUCUGGGGAGCCUGGGGUGCAGCUGCCUCCUCCAAGGCCACUUGUCUGUUUGGAAGCAAGGGGGUUGCACUCAGACAGGCACAGCUCUGCUGCUGAAGUGAGCUGAAUCUAAAAGCCUUAUGCUCCUGUGAGAGCCUUGGAAAGGAGCUCACACUGCCUCCCCUCCUAUCUAGGUCACAGAAGUACUGAUAUGGAGAAGGCAGUACAUCUGCUGGGAGGUAGGGAAAGCUGGAGUUACUCUAGGGGCAAUGGAGCCUGAAGUGAGAGGGAAACAGGGUGUGAAUUCCACACUGUCCAGUCACCAGUGGGGUUCUGCAGGUCUCCAGUUCUCUUCAACAUCUUCAUUAAUGACUUGGACUCAGGACUCAAAAGAAUACUAAGAAUACUGUCUGUCAGUGUCAACUCCCGUGAGGGCAGAGAGGUCCUGCAGAGAGACCCCAACAAAUCAGACAGAUGGGCAGUCACCAAUUGUAUGAAGCUGAACAAGGGCAAGUGCCAGACCCCGCACCUGGGAUGGGGCAACCCUGGUUGUGUGUCUCCAACACCCUCAGAAGGUGAAGAAGAAGGGCAGGCACUGAUCUCUUCUCUCUGGUGACCAGUGACAGGACUUGAGGAAAUGGCCUGAAGUUGAGUCAGAGGAGGUUUAGUUUAGAUAUGAAGAAAAGAUUACACCCAGAGGGUGGUUGGGCACAGACACAGGCUCCGCAGGGAAGUGGUCACAGCACUAAACUUGACAGUGUUUAAGAAUUAUUUGAACAAUGCUCUCACGCACAUGGUGUAACUCUUGAGGCCUGUGCAGAGAGGGGAGUUGAAUGUUGAUGAUCCUGAUGAGUCCUUUUCAACUCAGCAUAUUCUAUGCUUCUAUGAAAUUAAGGUUUCAGUACUUGUGCUGUGCAGGGUAUGGUGUGUAAUGUCAUUUACAUUCUAGUCGUACCCACGACAUAGAAGCUAGUUUUCAGAUAAAGCCUAAUGGGUGCCCAUCACAGACAAAUUCCUACUGGAAAAGUGGAUCUGCUUGGAGGGCUGAGGGGAGAAGGGAGAGCUGCUGCCCACAGAGAGACUAUGAUCAUGACUCCCUGGCUUGGCUGGGCUCUUGCUUCACCAUUUCCCACUAAUUAGCCAAGGAAGCAAUUUGAGUAGUGCAGUCACUACUGCUGAGCUUCCUCUUUAAAUAAAAAUUCUUUCCUUCCCUCUAUCCAAAUUAUUGUGGUAUAUGCAAAAAGCCCACAGGCACCUGUAACUAUUUCUUCUGGGAACAAAUCCUUGGGGCUAUCCUUUUACAUUUCCAGAUGCACUGCUAGCCCAUCCACAACAACACACCAAAUCCACACAGCUAUACAGCAGCAGAGGCUGCUAAAUAUUUAAAAUGACUGAUUCCUGCCUCCAGGCUGCAGCUGCCGAAAGAGGGAGAUGUGACCCCACUGACUAAGCUGGCAAGGCCUGAGAACCGUCAUGUACUCCUCUAUGUUAAUACUUACUGUAAGAGCUCUUAUUACUCAUGUGUAGCUAAUUAGAGCUUGAAGAAGUUCCUAGUGAAUGUUUGCCCUGUGUGCCAAAAUAGCUUGGGGGAAACCGACAAUAAAACAUAUCUGGUUUUUCUUUUCUCCCAUUUAAUGACUUGCACCUGUCUACUGCAAUUGAACCAGCUUAGAAGUUCCCAGCUCACACGAAUGUUCGUGAAAGGGUCCUUCCCUAAAAUACACAUCUCAGAUGCUUAUUUGACAUCAGGGCAGCUCUCCA
This is a messenger RNA of Prinia subflava (tawny-flanked prinia), 5443 nucleotides long. Its product is annotated as prospero homeobox protein 2-like. Gene Ontology annotation, cellular component: nucleus. The record is from RefSeq and is a predicted model, not a curated record. Bases 186 to 755 code for a protein of 189 amino acids. NCBI's taxonomy places the organism in Eukaryota, Metazoa, Chordata, Aves, Passeriformes, Cisticolidae. Gene Ontology annotation, molecular function: RNA polymerase II cis-regulatory region sequence-specific DNA binding; DNA-binding transcription factor activity, RNA polymerase II-specific. Gene Ontology annotation, biological process: regulation of transcription by RNA polymerase II. The transcript has 3 exons.